AUGACGAAUUUCCCCAGAGUUCAAGACGCUUUGAACAAAGCAAUGAACGAGGACGACUUCGAGGACGACGAAGCCGCAUUCCUCCGCCUCUCCUCGCUCACCCCGGAGGAGCUUUCAAAACACACCGCGAAAUCUCGCGACGCGCUCGAUCUUCGCUUGAAACGGUUGAGUUCUUUAUACGAAAGCACGGAGUUGGAAUUUAAGGAGAUGGAACGAGUGAAGGAGAAGUUAUUGGAAAACGUAAACAAGCUGCGAGAGAUGACGAGAGAGGAGGGAGAGGAAGAGGAAGAGGAAGAGGAAGAGGACGGAGAGAUUCAGAGGCUGGAGAGGCUGCUUUUGGAGGAGAAGGAGAAACAGAGGGCGAUGAUGACGACGACGUCUGAUAAGAAGUGA
This is a messenger RNA of Bathycoccus prasinos, 393 nucleotides long. RefSeq lists its product with no specific name. The coding region runs from base 1 to 393 and encodes 130 amino acids. The transcript has a single exon. NCBI's taxonomy places the organism in Eukaryota, Viridiplantae, Chlorophyta, Mamiellophyceae, Mamiellales, Bathycoccaceae. The record is from RefSeq and is a predicted model, not a curated record.